AUGUCGGUACUCAGCGAGAUCAAUAGCUAUGCCGUAUUUGACGACCAAAGCCCCGCUGACAUCCGCUACUCGGGACCAUGGGUACACUAUACGUUGUCCGGCAAUGAGCAGGUGUGGAAUCAGACAUUAACGUCUGCGACCAGCACGAGCUGUUCCUUGAGUUGGAAUUUCAGCGGUGUGGUGGGCACCGUCCUCCCCGCAAACGGAACAACUCCUCCGACUACUCUUUACUCGAUAGAUGGCGCGUCCCCUUCAACAUAUACUCCUCCUCUAAACAUCACCGAGCGUAGAGACCGCCAGUUGUUCUUCACCUCAGACGCCCUAUCCGAUGGAGAACAUACACUGACAAUUACUGUCACUUCAGUUGACGGAGGCAACGACCCGUUUCUCUUAGACUUCUUCUUCCUUGCGACGACAUCUAAUUCACCCACUGCUACCUACAUAUCGAUGGCGAUACCCUCAACUUCAUCAUCGGCCAUGGCAAACAUCAGCACCUCUUCAACGGAUUCAAUGGGCGCGGUAGUUGGGGGUGUGGUGGGCGGCCUGGCGUUAUUAGUGAUGACAUUACUCGGCAUGAUCUUCAUAUACCGCAGACGGAGAGGAAAUGGGGCAGAUUAUCAUAGUGUUGUGGAUGACGACCUCAAGCCUUUCCUCCCAGUUCCAUACAUCACAUCCUCCGAACGCGCGCACCAAACAUCCUCGCGCGAGUCGAUGGAAACUGUUCCAAUAAUCACACCUAUUGCGCCGAGUACAAUUACUGUUGAGCCACCUCAAAGUCUUGCCGGUGAUGUUGAUUAUACGGCCAGGCAGGAUACCUGGCCUCAAGCUGGUGGUCGAUCGCGGAAAAAUGUACGGACAGAACCAUUUAGCACGGCACGUCCCCCCUCUCCUGGAUUUGUGAAUUUGGGUCUUCCGUCUCCAUCAGUACAAUCAACGACUCCGGCAGAGUUACCACCCGCAUAUAGCGAGGGAGAUUCCACUCAAAUUAUUUAG
This is a messenger RNA of Fibroporia radiculosa, 993 nucleotides long. RefSeq lists its product as uncharacterized. Lineage: Eukaryota; Fungi; Basidiomycota; Agaricomycetes; Polyporales; Fibroporiaceae. The transcript has 3 exons. The record is from RefSeq and is a predicted model, not a curated record. The coding region runs from base 1 to 993 and encodes 330 amino acids.